AACAGCUUCCUCCAACCCUGCGCCCUCCGGCUGCUUUGGACUGUGACUCCGGCCACCGGCUUGGAGAAGGUUGCAAUCCCUAAGCCACUGCGCGCCAUGACACAGGCACCUCCACAGAGACAAAGAGCCCUCGCCCUCCGCCCCUGGAGAAGCGCACGUCCAAAUCCCCGCGCGUUUAAGCGGCUGCCCUGCAGUUGCGAAGGCUCCUUCCAGCCCCCCGCGGCUCCGAGGCCGGCGCUCCCCCGGGCACCGGCGCAGAAAGGGUGUGCGGCGGGGAAACAGGUUCCCGCGGGGGAUCGUGCUGGGGUCCCCCUCUUUGCCGUAGGAGCAGCACUGGACUGAGGCGCCCCAGCGAUUUUAUUUUGAAGGAGGUGGAGCUUCACUGAAAUCUCCGUCCGUGGACUUGGAAAAAGAAAGCCCUUUUCCUUCUGAAAUCGCGGCGUGCGUGGCGAGAGGGUGCGCGCGACCUCCGAUUAGCUCUCAAAGCCCGGUUUGCUUCUAGCCGCCGCCAGCGCUUCAAGCCCGGCUGCUGCGCGGGUCAGCAGCGCUUGAGUGAGGCAACACACACCGUCAAGGCAGAGCCAGGGAGAGCGCGCCUGUUCGCCCGCCCGCUGGGCCGGGGCUACGAUUAGGGCUCUGUGGCGGAUUGGUCUCCCCGGGUAGCCGGCGCUCGGCGACUUGUUGAGAGGCGCCGCUCUUCCGUGUCCCCCAUGGAGGAGGACGUUCUGGACAAACUCGAGGACAUGGCGUCGGUGCAGGACUUCGACCCUCUCACGGGCAGCAUUCCUGCCACCAAAGUGGAGGUCACGGUCUCCGCCAGGAAUCUUUUGGAUAAGGAUACAUUCUCCAAGUCUGACCCAUUGUGUGUGCUGUAUACUCAGGGCAUAGAGACCAAGCAGUGGAGAGAGUUUGGCAGGACUGAAGUCAUCGACAACACCUUGAACCCAGACUUUGUGCGCAAGUUCAUCCUUGAUUACUUUUUUGAAGAGAAGCAGAAUUUGCGCUUUGAUCUUUAUGAUGUAGACUCCAAGAGUCCUGACCUCUCCAAACAUGAUUUCCUCGGUCAAACGUUCUGCACCCUGGGGGAGAUUGUUGGAUCACCAGGAAGUCGCUUGGAGAAGCCUCUGAU
Messenger RNA from Python bivittatus (Burmese python), 1129 nucleotides. NCBI's taxonomy places the organism in Eukaryota, Metazoa, Chordata, Lepidosauria, Squamata, Pythonidae. The record is from RefSeq and is a predicted model, not a curated record.